AUGCCAUCAUCUAUGCCCUUUCUUCCUCCUGAUAAAAGCACAUCAGCACCUACAAUCCCGUCUCAUACCCCAAAUGAAUCAUCAGAGCCUCCCAAACCCACAACAACACAUAGCACACCAACUCCUCGCAAGCGUACUCGUGCAACGCCUGAACAACUUGCAGUAUUAGAAAAGACUUUCAGCACCAAUCCAACACCCAAUAGCCGUGUACGUGAACAACUUGCAAAUGAGCUUGGUAUGCCAGAUCGCUCGAUCCAAAUAUGGUUUCAAAAUCGUCGUGCCAAAGUGAAAAACAUGGCGAAACGGUCAUCGAUGCUUCACAAUGAAACGGUGCGUAUGCAGUAUUACGCAGCUGCAGCUGCAUCAGCAGCGUGUCAAGCAGCUGCAUUCCAUCAACAACAAAUGGGAUCCAACGACAGAGCUAUGAACACCCCUGAUCUUUACUACUACUAUUAUUAUUACUAUUACAAUCAACAACAGCAAUAUAGACAAUACACAGGCAAUCAUACACCUUCGCCAUAUGCACCACCACCACCUCCUAUGAUGGGAGAUUUGGGAUCGACACCACCACCUCCACCAGCAUCCUCUUCAAUUCCCACCAUCCCACUUCCUCGACAUCGACGUGGUUUGAGUGAAAGUGCCACUACACCAAAUUGUAGUCCACAUCGCUUACGUGCACAUUCACUUGGACCCUAUCCUUUACCAGCCAACCAUCAUCAUAAUAGUCAUCACAUGUCACGCCCAAUGUCUGUGGAUCCUUUAGAUCCAACCCAGAAUCGAAGCAGAAGUUACACAUCUCCAGCUGCACCACCAUGGCCUGCCUUAUAUGAACAAUCACCAUCACCUUUCAACAAUGCUGCCCCUGCCAUUCCAUCUAAUACUUCAAGUAGUAUUGGCAGCAAUACCAAUAGCGGCGAUGUUGAUCGUUUUUCAGCCGAAGCUCUUCAAAUUGGUACUUGGCGACGUAUGACUCUGCAGCCUGAAGAUAUGGUGUGUAAUUUUGAUACCCAGCGUCGCAUGAUGGUGUGGACUAUUCGCAAUGGUGCACAGCAAUUUAAGAUGGAAUUUCCUUUUGAUACCAUUCUUCAAAUAAGCCUCGAGCCAAUAUUAGAGCGUCUUGGUUGGGCACGUCUUGAGUUUCGGUUAGCUCAACCUGAAGGUGUUGCCUUUUACAUGAUGCAGGAUCCCACCAGCUAUUGGACACAAUGCCGCGACUUUACACAAGAUAGCCAAGCUACCAUUGUGAAUAUACAUCAAUUGGAUGGACCUGCUAUGCCAUUGCAAGCUGAGAUUCAACGACUCGUCAGCAAUGACCCACAUCUCCAAACGGUAUUUGUAGACUCUUCUACCGAAAUGCUGUCAUUGUUUGGGAACUAUACCAAAGAAGAUGAUCUCUUGCUUUUUCAAGGAAUGCAACAACAAUGA
This is a messenger RNA of Lichtheimia ornata, 1425 nucleotides long. RefSeq lists its product as uncharacterized. The transcript has 2 exons. The record is from RefSeq and is a predicted model, not a curated record. Gene Ontology annotation, molecular function: RNA polymerase II transcription regulatory region sequence-specific DNA binding; DNA-binding transcription factor activity, RNA polymerase II-specific. The coding region runs from base 1 to 1425 and encodes 474 amino acids. Gene Ontology annotation, cellular component: nucleus. NCBI's taxonomy places the organism in Eukaryota, Fungi, Mucoromycota, Mucoromycetes, Mucorales, Lichtheimiaceae. Gene Ontology annotation, biological process: regulation of transcription by RNA polymerase II; neuron differentiation.